Brassica oleracea var. oleracea is the source of this 703-nucleotide messenger RNA. RefSeq names its product pathogenesis-related protein 1-like. NCBI's taxonomy places the organism in Eukaryota, Viridiplantae, Streptophyta, Magnoliopsida, Brassicales, Brassicaceae. The record is from RefSeq and is a predicted model, not a curated record. The transcript has a single exon. The coding region runs from base 27 to 515 and encodes 162 amino acids.
CAUAUUCAACCAAGGAAAAAAAGAAUAUGAAGAUCUCUUCUCACACCUUAGUAUUCGUGACAAUAGCACUUGUUUUAGCUUUUGCAGUUCCUCUGAAAGCCCAAGACGGUCAACAAGAUUACCUUAAUGUGCACAAUCGUGCUCGCAGUGAUGUUGGUGUGAGUUCGAUAAGAUGGAAUGCUAAUGUGGCGGACUACGCCCGACGAUAUGCUCAGCGAAGGCGACGAGACUGUCGUCUCACUAAAUCAGGCGGGCCUUACGGCGAAAACUUGGCAGGAAGCAGUGGUAAUCUGUCCGGAGCUGCCGCAGUGAGGAUGUGGGUCAACGAGAAGGACGACUACAACAACAAUUCGAACACUUGUCGUUCCGGAAAAAGAUGUGAUCGCUAUAAGCAAGUUGUGUGGAGAAACUCGGUGCGGGUUGGAUGUGCCAAAGCCAGGUGUGACAAUGGUGGAACUUUCAUCAUUUGCUGCUAUGAUCCUCCUGGUAAUAUCGGGGGCGGUAGGCCUUUCUAAGAAUAUAUGUACGCAGAUGAAUAAAACAUGUCCAUAGAGGACGUACUUGUGUGUGUUUUUAUCUUUCAAAUAAUGAUUAUCAUCUACCAGAAUAUGGUGAUUACUUAACGUUCGGGUGUUUAUGGUUUGUAUAAUAUAUAUUUUGUAAUGGAAUAAUACAUUUAUAUAUAGUUGUUUUAUACGUACAA